Erythranthe guttata (spotted monkey flower) is the source of this 667-nucleotide messenger RNA. RefSeq names its product SNARE-like superfamily protein. The record is from RefSeq and is a predicted model, not a curated record. Gene Ontology annotation, cellular component: TRAPP complex. Lineage: Eukaryota; Viridiplantae; Streptophyta; Magnoliopsida; Lamiales; Phrymaceae. Gene Ontology annotation, biological process: endoplasmic reticulum to Golgi vesicle-mediated transport.
AGGUUGUUUUCAACAAUCAACAAUCAACAAUCAAUUUGUGUUCACAUUCUUCUCAAAAAUCUUCGCUGAAAUCACCACCUCACUCAACAAUGGCAGCGAUUUACAGCCUCUACAUAAUCAACAAAUCAGGUGGCCUCAUUUACUACAAGGAUUAUGGUUCGGCGGGAAGAAUGGAUACGAACGAUACGUUGAGAUUAGCGAGCCUCUGGCACUCGAUGCACGCCAUCUCUCAGCAGCUUUCCCCCGUCAAUGGCUGCUCUGGAAUUGAGCUCCUUCAGGCUGAUCAUUUCGAUCUUCACUGUUUCCAAUCUCUCACUGGCACGAAAUUCUUUGUGGUGUCGGAGCCUGGAAGCGUUCACAUGGAGAGUCUGUUGAAAAAUAUAUACGAGCUGUACACCGAUUAUGUUUUAAAGAACCCUUUCUACGAGAUGGAGAUGCCUAUCCGUUGCGAGCUUUUCGACAUUAAUUUGGCACAAACCGUGCAAAAGGACCGCGUUGCCUUAUUGGGAAGAUAACUUUUGCCGUAUUACUUUGUUUUUAAAACCUUUGUUCCAAAUUGGUGUUUUUGUUAUACACAAGUAUGGUUCUCUAGUAUACCGAAUUACUGAUUUUCAUUAUGACAGACUGAUUAUAUUGAAUGCCAAAUAUUCACUUCUUAGUUUAACUU